Messenger RNA from Leptosomus discolor (cuckoo roller), 186 nucleotides. Lineage: Eukaryota; Metazoa; Chordata; Aves; Leptosomiformes; Leptosomidae. The record is from RefSeq and is a predicted model, not a curated record.
AUGGUGGAUGUGUUCAGCGGGCGGCUCCUGGUCAGCAAGGACGGCCGCAGCGUGGACCCCGAGGAGGCCCUGCAGAACAAGGUCGUGGGCUUGUACUUCUCCGCCGGCUGGUGCUCCCCGUGCCGCGACUUCGCUCCCGUUCUCUGCGACUUUUACACGGAGCUGCUGGAGGAGACUCAGCCCCCC